Anguilla anguilla (European eel) is the source of this 7654-nucleotide messenger RNA. RefSeq names its product heterogeneous nuclear ribonucleoprotein R-like. Lineage: Eukaryota; Metazoa; Chordata; Actinopteri; Anguilliformes; Anguillidae. Gene Ontology annotation, cellular component: ribonucleoprotein complex; nucleus. The record is from RefSeq and is a predicted model, not a curated record. The coding region runs from base 196 to 2082 and encodes 628 amino acids. The transcript has 12 exons. Gene Ontology annotation, molecular function: mRNA binding.
CGCGCACCUAAGGACGGCCAUGUUCGCCGCGAGAAAGCUUUGUGAACGCGCUGUGACAGUUUUUACUGUACUGCCGCGAACAAAUCUGAAUAAAUAAUCUUUGUAUCAUAUUCACCUCGUUGGAUUGCUUCUUGCGAGACAUUGUGAACUGACAAAUAACUACAUCAAAUAAUACUUUGCUGGAAAAGCUGGAGAAUGGCCGCCGAGGUGAACGGCAGCUCUGCACAAGUGAAGGAGGAGGUGAAGGAAGAGGAGGAGGUGAAGGAGGAGGAGGAGCCCAUGGACAUCGGUGUUACGCACACUGAGAACUACCAAACACUCAUCGAUGCUGGUCUUCCGCAGAAAGUAGCUGAGAGGCUGGACAACAUCUUUCAGACAGGGCUUGUGGCGUAUGCUGACCUGGAUGAGCGGGCCAUUGAUGCCCUGCGGGAGUUCAACGAGGAGGGAGCACUCUCCGUGCUGCAGCAGUUCAAGGAGAGCGACUUGUCUCAUGUGCAGAAUAAAAGUGCGUUCCUGUGUGGCGUCAUGAAGACCUACAGACAGAGAGAAAAGCAAGGGAACAAAGUGCAAGAAUCCACCAAGGGGCCCGAUGAGUCUAAGAUAAAGGCCCUCCUGGAGAGGACAGGGUACACCCUGGACGUCACCACAGGACAGAGGAAGUAUGGGGGACCCCCACCCGAGGGGGUGUUUUCAGGAACGCAGCCUGGGGUCGGAACAGAGGUUUUUGUAGGAAAGAUUCCAAGAGACCUAUACGAAGAUGAGCUGGUCCCCCUGUUUGAGAAGGCCGGUCCCAUCUGGGACCUGCGGCUGAUGAUGGAUCCACUGUCGGGUCAGAACCGAGGCUACGCCUUCAUCACCUUUUGCAACAAGGAGGCGGCGCAAGAGGCAGUCAAACUGUGUGAUAACUAUGAAAUCCGGUCAGGAAAAUACCUGGGUGUGUGCGUCUCCGUUGCAAACAACCGCUUGUUUGUGGGAUCAAUUCCGAAAAACAAGACCAGAGAAAGCAUUUUGGAAGAUUUCAGCAAAGUUACAGAGGGCCUCAUGGAGGUCAUCCUGUACCACCAGCCGGACGACAAGAAGAAGAACCGCGGCUUCUGCUUCCUGGAGUACGAGGACCACAAGUCUGCCGCACAGGCCCGCCGCCGGCUCAUGAGCGGCAAAGUGAAGGUGUGGGGGAACCCGGUCACGGUGGAGUGGGCUGACCCGGUAGAGGAACCCGACCCAGAGAUCAUGGCAAAGGUGAAGGUGCUGUUUGUGAGGAAGCUGGCCACGGCUGUCACAGAGGAGCUCUUGGAGAAGACUUUCUCUCAGUUCGGGAAGCUGGAGCGCGUGAAGAAGCUGAAAGAUUACGCCUUUGUUCACUUCCAGGACAGAGACGCGGCUGUUAAGGCAAUGGAAGAGAUGAACGGGAAGGAGCUAGAGGGAGAGCAGAUUGAGAUCGUUCUGGCCAAACCUCCAGACAAAAAGAGGAAAGACAGACAGGCGGCACGGCAGACAUCCAGAAACGUGGGGUACGAUGAUUAUUAUUACUAUCCUCCACCACGCAUGCCGCCCCCCAUGAGAGGCAGGGGCCGUGGGGCUAGGGGGGGCUAUGCUUACCCUCCAGACUACUACAGCCACGAGGAGUACUAUGACGAUUACUACGGCUAUGACUAUCACGACUACCGGGGCGGAUACGAAGACCCCUACUACGGCUACGACGACGUCUACCCCCCCAGAGGGAGGGGAGGCCGGGUGAGCAGGGGCGCGCCCCCUCCCCCUCGCGCCCGGGGUGCACCGCUCCCCCGCGGGAGAGGAGGCUACCCCCAGAGGGGGGUGCCUCUGGGCGCGCCAAGGGGCGGCCGAGGCGGCCGGGGAGGCCCGUCCCAGCAGCAGAGGGGCCGCGGCGCUCGGGGCUCCAGGGGAAACCGCGGGGGCAACGUGGGCGGGAAGAGGAAGGCCGACGUGUACAACCAGCCUGACUCCAAGCGGCGCCAGACCAACAACCAGCAGAACUGGGGGUCCCAGCCCAUCGCCCAGCAACCCCUGCAGCAAGGUGCCGACUAUUCCGGUGGCGAAUCGAGAGCGGGCGCGCUAGCAUGAAGAACACAUCUCAGCUGUGUUCUUCUCAAAGGGUGAGCUGGUUUGCCUCUUCACCGCUGAACGGAACACUCUCUCUCAGGGCUGCACCUGCACAUGUUUCAAUCGGUAAACGAGGAAGGUUUUAAGGCUCCAUUGUAUUACCAGUUACGUUAGGGCUGUACCACUUGUGAAUGUAAUGGUAAUAAAGCACAGUCUUGUUCUUUUGGAGGAUUUCCCAUGGUCCGGAGAAACAAGACCGCUGCCAGUCUCACAAUUACAGUAAUGGAUGCUAACAGGAAUUAAAUAAAUUGAGAAUAGCUAGAAAAAUAUUUAAAUUGCAGAACUUUGCCUAAUGGCAUUGAUAUAAAAGAAAUAACGGAGUAUAAAGCCUUCCCAAUUAGCCUUCUGAUUUGGACACAGGAUGCCCCAGGGCUUCAAUCUCCAAACCCCUAUUUACAGACCUCUUUCCAUAGUGUUCCUUCAGGUCAGGAUGUCCCUUUUGGCUUUAAGCAUGGAUGGUUUUGGGGGGGGGGGGGGGGGAUUGAGUUCAUUAUCUUUGGCAGCACAUGGUGUGGUGCUGCUGCAGUUGGUGCAUAUGAAGUUUUGCUGUAUUGCUUUUCAUCAAGAAAUUUUAAUUCCUAAAUGCCAAUAAUUGCUUUUGGCUUUAUUACACAUGUAAUUCCCCCUUUACCAUAAAUCACACAACCUGGAUGAAAGGGUGGGCGGGGAUGUGUUUCCAUUUGUGAACGUCUGAUUUUCCACUUACCAAUAUAUGAUGGUAGCAUUUUAGGUGAAAUUUUCUUAGUGGACAUGACUUGAGCUGUGAAAAUGUGAUUUAUAGUGAAGGGGAAAUUAAAAGGAAAAUAAAGAAUAAUCAUUUAUUUGUUUUAAUUAUAUUCAUUUGACAAAAUUGGAUGCGGUAACAAUUUAUUUUCUGUGGAUUUUUCAUAUCGGGGCUGUUUCCUGGCUCACAGAAUGUGUACACUAUACAAUUACAAGCAUGUUAUUUUCCUAGACAAAGUCUGCUUUGGAAACGAGUUGCUACAAAAAUUUAGUACAUGACUACAAUGAGAGAGAGAAAAAAUCUCCAGGUCAUUGCUGAGGGACAAGUUGUGAGUCAUUUCCUGCAUUCCUGAUUGGCUGAGCUGGUUAAUUUUUUGUACUGGGAAUGAAAAUGACUCACCCAGCUUCAAGUCUGGUUCUGCUGUCUUCAGCUGCUGAUGCAGUUGAUCCCAAAUGUCAACAUGUUACUACGUGGAAGGACUACCGAUUUUACCCCUCAUCACACUUGAUUGGCUUCCAGUUAACCAGAAACUGAGUAAAUGCUUAAUUAUGCGUAGAAAAUGCAGUGAGAGGCACACACACAAUUAGACCACGUGUAGAUGUGGUCUCAGUGAAUUGAAGUAUUGAAGACGAUGUGAGUAAGCGUGAUAAAAACUUGGUCUGCAGCAUUAUAGCCCCUUGCGCACAUCUUGCAAGACACAGCAGCUUCUAUUUCAGUUCAUUUAUUUGCUUUUGCAUUGCUUUCCUUGUUUGACUUCGCAUUCCUUACCCAAAAAGGCUAUACUAUUUUUAUUUGAAUUGAUGUGAACUGAGGAAAUGGUGUAUAAUUACCAGUUCUGUACUGAUCUUUGCUACUUUACCUUCAUGAAAUCAGUUUUGGUGGUGGUGGUUGCUGGCAGGAGGGAGGCGGAUUUCAAAGAAUUUGAACUUGAUUAUUUGGGGGGGGGGGGGGGCAAUACCUGUGAAAAUUUAACAAUAAUUGGAGUAUUAAUAUAUCAUUCACUCUGGGACUCCCCUGUGAACUUUAUGCUAUACUGCAAAAAAUUUGUCAUCUAUGAAAUGUAUUUCUGCACAUUUUUGCAACGUGAAACCUCACAAGAUCCCUGCUGUUAUAGCAGUAUACAUAAAAAAUACAUUUGCAGCAAUACACAUUAAACGUGAAGCAUGACACUGACCGAUAUCAGGGAGGAUGUUGCCAAGUGGCAUGAGCUAAAUUAGGUGUGCUGUUGUCCCAGAAAGAUGUUUAUCAUGAGGCAGAAUGUGAAGCCCUGAUAAAAAUACAAUGGAAAAAAAUUACUUAAAAGUUAUUAAGAAUGUGGUUGAUCUAUCACACUUUUCAAAGUUUAUAUAAUUUACAAAACGAUUUGAAGAUACUGUGUAUUUCUGUUUGCAGUGCGUGUUUAGGUGUAAUGUGCUGCUAGUGUCCGGCAGAAUAAUGAAAUGCAAGCAACUGUAGGAAAUGCCACUUUAUUCCGUCCCAGUGAAGAAUACAUAAUUUCUAAUUGCCUAUAGCAGUCUGUAUGUCUUAUUAUUUAGUGCUGAGAAGAACGAUGAAUGAGUUCUCCACCACACAUAGUUUGAUUAGUUUAGUAAGGCUCCAGUCACAGCUCACAGGCUAACCCUGCAGAAAUACUUCAACAAAUGUUCACAGCUUGGAGUCACAUUUUAAUUAUGUCAUUUUACAGUCAUUGCUUUUCAAACCCUUUCUUUUUUUCCUUAAUGGCCAAUCAAAAGUUAAGUUGAAAAAUAAUCUGAUUGAGUUCAGAUGUCUUCCAAGAAGCAGCGAUGUUUUUUUGUGUUUUAACUCCUUGCUUUUGUCACCUGACUGUCUAUCAGCAGGAGGGCCCUGACCCAGCCUUGUCAUGAUGUGGACAUGCUAGGCGGGGCUCCCGUUGGAGGAGAUCCUGUGGACUAUGGGUAAGGACGUCAUUUACAAUGUGUUUUUCCUCCCUGAUCUAGGUGUAACUGCAAGACUUCUGUUCAUAGAGAAACCGGGUAGUGUUCAUUCCCGCCCCCCCCCCCCCCCCCUUUCAAAAAAGGGGUUGAGUCAUAUCACCAAGGUCUCACAGGUUUCAGUCAUUUGCUGACUGAUCUGGAGUCUGUUGAGUGGGGCCAGAAAUUGGGUGCGUCCUGUCAGGGUAGGCUGAAAGUGUGCCUCUGGUUACUGCUGAAUUAUUUCCUCCCAUCAUCGGCUGCCAGUUGUUGUCUGCUAGAGACAGCCCUUCUCCGAUUGGUGCUCAUGCUCCAGUAGAACUGUGGCCUGUAGUGUGGAAAAUGGUCACUACAUCACAGGACUGCACGUUUUAGUCGCAGCACUCCUUGCUCAGGUGGCACAGUGGUGCAUUCAAGCACGAUUGGCGAUCCCAGAUUGGGGAUUAGGGGGGGGGGGGGGGGGGUAGGGACAACUAUUAAAGGUGCUUCAAUAUCUGAGGAACAGAAUAGAUUUGGAUUCCAGUGCUAUACGUUCUGUCAAGAGAGGUAAUUCCAAAAAUGGUACCAACCAGGACAGGAUCUUGUGUAUAUAUGAACAGGCAAGACAAAUGAUUCCAAAUCUGUAUGUGUUCUAGCAGACAAGAUCAGCCUAAUUUGAAUUUGUAUAUAUUCUGAGACAGGAGAGGGGAUUCUAACCGAUGUUCUCUGAACAAUCAAGGUGGUCAGUUUGUGCAUGUCCCUAAAAUGGUGUUAAGACAGACUGACAUAUCUGUUUCUUGAAGGAAAAGAAUAAAUGAUUUAACUAUUAAAUAAAUGAAGGUGUUUUGUUUCGUUUUGGUUUUCGUGAAUAUGCUGGUAUCUGUUAAACCUGGUCGUUAAUGGGAGAUUCCAGUGCUUUCUGUCACUAUGGAUAUUAUAUUUUCAACCACAUCCCUGUGACAGAACUUUCAACAUUAAGAAUAUGAAGCUGUGUCUCGUUUUUAUAGAUAACAUGAUGUGUAAUUAAGGGUAGGGGAUUCUGGUACUCUGUUUGAACUGACAGAACAAGUGAUCCCAACAUAAAGCAUAUUUCAGCAUACUGGACAUCAGGAUUAGCUCUAUGCAUGUUAUUUCAGACAGGGCAGCGAAUUGCAAUACUAAUACUAAGCGCAUACUGACAAGAUUGGGGUUUGUAGUGUUAAUUAUAUUCCAUUACAUAGAACCAUAUAUUCCAGAACUAUUCCAAUACAAUGGAUAUCCUAAUAGACGUUAUGGGGGAUGCCAUUUGUAUGAAUAUUCUGUACAACCUGGAUAGGUGAUUUAAAUACUAAGUAUACUUUCUCAAGACAGAACAGAUUGUAAUACUAUAUACUAUCUAGUGGAACAAAUUCCAUCUGCAUACAGUGAGUGAAUGAGAAAAUUCUAAAUACUAACCCUUUUGGUUUGUGACUGUGAUGGAUGGCCGUCAAGCGCAAGUCCUGGAGGGCUGUAGUUUCUGCAGGUUUUUGUGGUUUCCUUUCAGUCAACAGCAGAUGUGUGCUUUGGAAGCAAGGUGUGUGGCCUGUCAGUGAUUCAUCAAUGAGUGAGUGCUGAAAACAUAACAUAAACUAUCAAUCAAUCAAUCAAUCAAUCAAUCACUAGAAAACUAGUAAACACUGCAGCUCUGAGGAACCAGAGGCCGACAUCCUUGGUACAUACAGGAUUUGCAUGGGUCUUAAAGUAGAGGUUCAUUUCUGUCUGCAAGAAACCACACCAGACAUGACUUUAAGUACAGUGAAUGAAAUUUUUUUGCUGUGAAUCAAAAAAAUACAUUGUGUACAUUCGCAAAAUUCAGUCGAACGAUACCCAAUCAUUUUUUCGUGGACUUAUAUUUUUUCCCCAACUAUACAAUAUUUAGCCUGAAAAAAAUGAAUAGGACAUCUGGAGGUGAAUGUCUUGUGGUCAUCAUUUACAGUUCUGUUUCCAUGGUACUGAGAAGGGUUGUAUCCCAACCCAAAUACCCUGUUUAUUAAUGCACAGAUAAUGCAUUUUAUACUGAUAGAUUUUCUUUCCAAAGCUGUCCAAGGAUAUUUGGAAGAUGGAAAAUAGAGAAAAAUGUGAGCAUUACCCUAAUUGGUUUUUUAAAAUCUGUGGUAAAUUGUUGCGCACAAUAAAAUAUUAAUUUUAAUGCUUUUUGUCACAUAGAUGCAUACAGAUUAAUUUAGCCCUGUAUCACUACAGUAUUUAAACAGUUUACCUCGGCUGAAUGCUCCAAUGCAGUUUCUACAGUUAAUAAAAACUAACCGUAAGCCUUCAGCAUUAAGUGAAUUCUGUUACACUGUUACACUGACUGUCUAAGUUUUGUCCUAUGCUGCGUAAGUAGUACAAGAUGAAUUCACAUCAUUAUAAUUAGCAUGUGAUUUAUUCUGAAUUAUCAUUUAAAAGAACAAAAAAAUGCCAAAUAAUAGUCCAGCCCAGCCAGGCCCUAAUUUGAUUCCUUGUCCUAACAAAAUAGACCUGACCCGACCUGAAUGGGACAUGCCAUUCUCAUCUUGUGAAGUUUGGGUAGCUGUGCCUUUGUAAAGCCUCAGAACCCUUUGUGUGCACACUGUUGGAUGUGUGGUAGCGAGAUGUUUAGGGUGAUGGAAGAUUUUAAUAUUGGCACCAAUUUUGAGCAGAGCUUCAACCUACUGCUAGUUCAUAAUAUUUUACCUGUUAAUAAUGGAUAUUCUUUCGUUUUGACUGACGGUCCAAAUCCACAUCAAAGAGCUGUUGUUUUUUCCCUGAUAGCGACACAUUAUUUGUCUAUGGCUGUAACCGUGUGAGAAAACUGAACAAACAAUACUUUGCAAGGAAACAGAUUUUAAAUUUAUGCCUACCAUUGUAUGAAACCGUGCAGAAUAAAGCCUUUAAUAAGCAA